AGGAGGGACAGGAAUCGAGGAAGGGGAGGAGGAGGAGAGACAGCGGCGGACGAGCGGAGCAGUGAGGCGGACAGGCGCGUCGUGUUCCCCGUGUGGCGGUGCUGGACUCAUGUGGAAGAGGUAGAAGGGCGACUGAGAAAAGCAGCGAGCUCGCCUUCACCCCGAAACGGAUUUUAUUUAUUGUCUCCCCGCAAAAAUGUGUACUCCGUGUUGUAUCUCGCAGCUGGCCUGCUGCUGCGGCUCAGCGGCGUGCUCGUGCUGCUGUAACUGCUGCCCCAAGAUCAAACAGUCCACUGGGACCCGAGUCAUGUACGCCCUCUAUUUCCUGCUGGUCACCAUCAUCUGUGUCAUCAUGAUGUCCCCCACUGUGGAGCAGGAGUUGAGAGACCAUAUCCCCUUCUACAGCGAGCUGUGUGAGAAGAUGAAUGCAGGGGAGAACUGCAAAACUCUGGUUGGCUACUCUGCUGUCUACAAGGUGUGCUUCGGCAUGUCCUGCUUCUUCUUCUUCUUCUGUAUCCUCACCAUACGAGUCAACAACAGCACAGGCUGGAGGGCGGCUGUGCAUAACGGGUUCUGGUUGCUGAAGUUUAUUGCACUGGCCGCCUGCUGCGCUGGAGGCUUCUUUCUCCCAGAAGAACAAAUCUUUCUGGAAGUGUGGCGCUACGUAGGAGCCGCCUGCGGGUUCGUUUUCCUGCUGAUCCAACUCAUGCUCUUGGUGGAGUUUGCACACAGAUGGAACACAAACUGGAGUUCAGGAGCUAAGUAUAACCGCCUUUGGUACGCAGCUUUGGCCUUCGUGACUCUGGUGCUGUUCAGUGCCGCCGUCGGAGCCGUAGUCUUCAUGGGUGUGUUCUACACCGACCCAGAGGCCUGUUUACUUAACAAGAUCUUCCUUGGCAUCAACGGCAGCCUGUGCCUCAUUGUCUCCCUGUUGGCCAUCUCCCCAUGCAUACAGAAAUUGCAGCCCACAUCAGGCCUGCUGCAGCCAGGAGUCAUCAGUGUGUACGUCAUGUACCUCACCUUCUCAGCCUUCACCAGCAAACCAAAAGAAAUGGUGGAGAGGGAUGGUGUGAACACAACGGUCUGUGUAUUUCCCCUCAACUCUGGGACCGAGGGCGACAAGAAAAUUGUCACCGCUUUUGGAACCGUUAUCCUGUUUGGCUGCGUCCUUUACUCUUGCUUGACGUCCACCACCAGGCGAAGCUCUGCAGCGCUCCGAGUGUGUAGGAACAGCGAACCAUCGACUGAGAGAGCUCGCUGCUGUUUCUGUUUUGGAGAUGACACAGAGGACUACGAUGAGGAGAAGACCGGCUCUGGCCAGAACGUGCUGUAUGAUGAGAGAGAGGCGACCAUCUACAGCUACGCUUACUUCCAUUUUGUCUUCUUCCUGGGGUCCCUCUAUGUCAUGAUGACCGUCACCAACUGGUUCCAUUAUGAUAACCAUAAGAUUGAGAAAUUGUUGGACGGGAGCUGGUCAGUGUUCUGGAUCAAGAUGGCCUCCUGCUGGGUCUGUCUCUUCCUCUACAUGUGGACCCUCAUCGCUCCCAUGGUGUGCCCAAAGCGCUUCGAGGCCUAGGCCGCACAUCACUAAGCUGGAGUCAGGCUUCUCUGAUUCUUGGCAUGUGGCCAGGCAGAAGCUCUCACACUGAGCCAAGGGACCACCACAAGCCCCUUUUUACCUUGAAACACAACCCAUAACUACCCUCAGCAUUCGAAAUUGGAGGAUAAUCUAUUGCCUUUUUUGUUUGUAUGCUAGUGUUUCUUUUACUUUGAUUUACAAUGUUAAGAUGUUAAUACCUUGAUGGUGAAUUUUGUUUUACUUUUUUAUCUUUUACUACCAAUUACUCCUGGAGUUUUGUUUUACUUACAGGUCUGUAAAGAAUCAUCGGACUUGAGUUACAUCGUGAAACACGUGAAGCAUCCAGCCCCUAUAGAUUCCUUGAUCAUUUCAGAUUUUAAAGUAUGUUUUUGUAAGCAUAUCUUGUGGGUGUCCGUUCUCGCUUUUACUCUCAGCCACGCAUUUCAGUUCUGUACAGUUGGACCAUAAAGUUGUAGCAAAGUUUAGGGACAAAUUUAUUUCAGGUUAGAGAUGUUACAAGAGAAAAUGUAUUUAUUUAAGGGUGUCUUAAGUAAUCACAAAUCAUUUGUGUAGGAAUGUUGUGUAAAUUAGAUUUGUCCCUGACUCUGUUUAAAAACUCAUCUCUCAGGCUCAAAUGUAAGCAGUGUAUGUUUAUGCUUUGUUACGUUGCGCCCCUUUUGUAGAAGUUUUCUAUGCAACAGAACAAGCUCUUUUCGAUAUUAAAAACACCCAGUGUUGUGACGUUUUCACUUAGAUCACAGGGAUAAUGUUUCAGAUUGUAUUAAAUGUCAGCGCUCCCUUUGAGCCAGCUCUUUUCUUAGGAAAAUCCAUGUCAUCUGUACAGCAUUUCCAGUCAUCUUCAUUGUUGUACAGGGCAGCGCUCUUCAAAUCAACCUGCCUUACGUAACAGUGACAUUAAUGGAGUGCCGCCUCUCUGGAAGAGCAGCAGUGACAUAGAUGAGUAACAUUUGCCAAAGGUAGAUGUCAGAAAACAACAAGCUAUCAGAUUUUUUGGUUGGUUACAAAGAAAAAUAUAACUGAGAACAUUAUGUAUUUGCAUGCACAGAUGCUUAAAUCAGCUGUUUUCUGUACAGUUAUCAAGGCUUUUGCCUUGUCUUUGUUCAUGUGUCAGCUCAUAAUGGUAGUCAGAAUAAGGUAGCAUGAGUGCUUAUUAUUAGUGAGUUAUUCAACACUGGAUGUUGAAUUUACUGCCGAAUUAAACUUCACAUAAAGACCUUUGCCUGUUUGUUACCUGUGUAACAGAUUUUUGUUUUUUUGUAUAGAAAUACAAAAUCUUGCACAUUGUCAACUGCAAGGUCUUUAUUUUUCUCAUUCACCAUCAAUACAUUUGUACGUUCUCUGAUUGUAUUCCUAACAUGUUUUACCAUAACUUAAAUUUCUGUCUUGGACCCAUUACCUUUAUGCACCUGCAAGUUUUGUCUGUAUUUUAACAGUCAGGAUGAAUUUAGAAAUCAAAUGGUGCUCUGCAUCCUGGGUACCAAGCAACAAAGGAAUCCUAAAUCAGAUUGCAGGACCCACUGUGAAGGCUGUGUACUACCAUAACCUCCAGGAACAUUUCGUAGUCUGAAAAACAGCGAUGUGGGUGCUGACAUUGUUCAAACUCCUUUAAUAAAAAAUCCAUUAAACAUCA
Molecule: messenger RNA, 3230 nt
Organism: Acanthopagrus latus (yellowfin seabream)
Lineage: Eukaryota; Metazoa; Chordata; Actinopteri; Spariformes; Sparidae
Gene: serinc5
Product: serine incorporator 5
Exons: 12
Coding region: 197-1576 (459 amino acids)
Cellular component (GO): membrane
Source: RefSeq, a predicted model, not a curated record